AUGAAAGAGCCGGUUGGCGUGUGCGGUCUCAUAACGCCAUGGAACUUUCCGGCAGCUAUGAUAACCCGAAAGAUUGGUCCUGCUCUGGCAGCGGGCUGCACGGUUGUUGCGAAAUCACCGGGUGAAACACCCUUCACAUCUCUUGCUCUCGCUGAACUGGCAGAGCGCGCCGGCAUCCCCAAAGGUGUCAUCAAUGUUAUCAGCGCUAUGGAAAAUACAGUCGAAAUUGGGAACGCCUUGACCUCGAGCCCCACCGUUCGCAAAGUUUCCUUUACUGGUUCUACUAAUGUCGGCAAGCUGCUUAUGAAGCAGUCCGCCGAUACGCUCAAGAAGCUGUCUUUCGAGCUCGGCGGUAAUGCUCCCUUUAUUGUCUUCGAUGACGCAGACCUCGAAAUCGCUGUCAAUGGCGCUAUUGCUUCUAAGUUUCGCAGCUCGGGGCAGACUUGCGUCUGCGCGAACAGGAUCUACAUACAAAAAGGCAUCUACGACAAAUUUGCCUCUGCUUUUACUGAGAAGGUCAAAGGCUUCAAGGUUGGCGGUGGUUACGACGAGGGCGUCACCCAUGGCCCCUUGAUCCACGACCGCGCUGUUAGCAAAGUUGAGGCUCAUGUGAGAGACGCUGAGAAGAAGGGCGGUAAGGUUACUGUUGGUGGCCAGAAGAUGCCCAAGCUCGGGUCAAACUUUUUCGAGCCGACGGUCAUUACGGGUAUGAACAUGGAUAUGCAGCUGGCUUCUGAAGAAACUUUUGGGCCUGUGGCUGGUCUAUUUCCGUUUGAGACGGAGAAAGAAGUCGUGGAUAUGGCGAACAUGGCCGAAGUUGGCUUGGCAGGAUACUUUUUCAGCAACGAUUUGCGUAGAGUUUAUCGGGUUGCUGAGGCUCUGGAGGUGGGGAUGGUGGGUGUCAAUACGGGGUUGAUCAGCGAUCCCGCUGCUCCCUUUGGUGGUGUGAAGCUGAGCGGGUUCGGACGGGAAGGCAGCAAGUACGGUAUCUCCGAGUACCAGAUCACCAAGAUGGUGACGCUGGGUGGUAUGGGACAGCCACUGCAAGGAUCUUGA
Messenger RNA from Letharia columbiana, 1056 nucleotides. RefSeq lists its product as uncharacterized. The coding region runs from base 1 to 1056 and encodes 351 amino acids. The record is from RefSeq and is a predicted model, not a curated record. The transcript has 2 exons. NCBI's taxonomy places the organism in Eukaryota, Fungi, Ascomycota, Lecanoromycetes, Lecanorales, Parmeliaceae. Gene Ontology annotation, molecular function: succinate-semialdehyde dehydrogenase (NAD+) activity.